GGCCGGUGAGCUAGAACUUUGAGGUUGAGGUAAAGAAUGUGAGUGGGGCACGCUGGGCUGGCUGGAAGCAGUGCAGGGACUGCAGUAGUGUGUGCGAGCUGGACGUGUUAGGGAGCGAGCCAGCUUUGAGGGCGCCAGGGUGACCGUGGGGAUGGGGGGAGCGGGAGGCAAGGUGAUGCCUGAGGCUAGUGUACAGAGGGUCGUUGCAGCCGAAGGGACCGUGGAUGCCAUUCUGGCUGCGGAGACCGAGGCCCCGCGACAAUCUCCGGAGUCCGGGCGGACGUGUGGCUUCUCAGGAGCUGGAAAGGCCCAGCUCAACUCCUCGAGGGAGGGUUAAGGGAGACCGGGAAAGCCUCGAAAAUACCGCCCGGCCUACACCCCUGCCCAAAGGAGCGCGCCUGGGCAGGAAUUGUGAUGAUCAGAAGGGACCACCCCACCUAGAAGAAGUCCUUCGUUUUACAAAUGAGGAAACUGAGGCGGAGGGAAGUCGAUGAGCUGUCAAGAGCAAACAGCAGGUUACUGACAGCUCGCACUAGAAGCCAGGCUUCCUCCUGCAUCAGCUUUUGCGGUGGACUGUUUUCUGUUCGUACCCUCUUCUUUGCCUCCCGAGGUGAAAUGGACUGGAUCAACGGGACCCAGGUGAAGCGGAGCUGCCCUUCAUGUGGCCCAGAGCCUUGGGGUGAAGAGAAGAAGGGGAGAGGAAACCCUAUAUCUGUUCAGUUGAUCCCCCCAGAAUUGGUGGAGCACAUCAUCUCAUUCCUCCCAGUCCGAGAUGUAGUCUCUCUAGGUCAGACCUGCCACUACCUCCACGAAGUCUGCGACUCUGAGAGCGUGUGGAGACGCAUCUGUCACCGGCUCAGUCCUCGUCUUCGACAGCAGGGUUCUGGAGUCCUGCCCUGGAAGAGAGCUGCGAUUCUGAACUACACGAAGGGCCUGUAUUUCCAGGCAUUUGGGGGCCGCCACCACAGUCUCAGCAAGAGUGUAGCCCCCGUGCUGGCCCAAGGCUACCGCCGCUUCUUGCCCACCAGGGACCACAUCUUCAUUCUUGACUACACGGGGACCCUCUUCUUCCUCAAAAAUGCCCUGGUCUCCUCCACCCUUGGCCAGAUCCAGUGGAAGCGGGCCUGCCGCUAUGUUGUGUUGUGUCAAGGAGCCAAGGAUUUUGCCUCGGACCCGAGAGGUGACACAGUUUACCGUAAAUACCUCUAUGUGUUGGCCACUCGGGAGCAGCCGGGAGUGGUGGCCACAACCCACAGCCAGUCCUGCAACUGUGUCGAGGUCUACCUGCAGUCCAGCGGGCAGCGGGCCUUCACGAUGACCUUCCACCACUCCAUGAGCUUCAAACAGAUCAUGCUGGUUGGUCAGGAGACCCAGCGGGCCCUGCUGCUCCUCACAGAGGAAGGAAAGAUCUACUCUUUGGUAGUGAAUGAAACCCAGCUGGACCAGCCACGCUCCUGUACAGUUCAGCUGGCCUUGAGGAAGGUGUCCCGCUGCCUCCCUCACCUGCGUGUGGCCUGCAUGGCUUCCAACCAGAGCAGUACUCUCUACAUUACCGACCAGGGGGGAGUGUAUUUUGAGGUGCAUACUCCAGGGGUGUAUCGUGAUCUCUUUGGGACCCUUCAAGCCUUUGACCCUGUGGACCAGCAGAUGCCGCUUGCGCUCUCACUGCCUGCCAAGGUCCUAUUCUGUGCUCUUGGCUACAAUCAUCUUGGCCUGGUGGAUGAAUUUGGCCGAGUCUUUAUGCAGGGAAAUAACAGAUAUGGGCAGCUGGGAACCGGGGACAAAAUGGACCGAGGGGAACCCACACAGGUACAUUAUCUGCAGCGCCCCGUUGCCCUGUGGUGUGGCCUCAACCACUCCCUGGUGCUGAGCCAGGGCUCAGACUUCAGCAAGGAGCUGCUGGGCUGUGGAUGUGGGGCCAGAGGCCGCCUGCCAGGCUGGCCUAAGGGAAGUGCCUCCUUCGUUAAGCUCCACAUCAAGGUCCCUUUGUGUGCCUGCUCCCUCUGUUCUACCAGAGACUGCCUCUACAUUCUGUCCAGCCAUGACAUCGAGCACCAUCCCGCCUACCGGGACCUACCAGCCAGCAGGGUGGCGGGGACCCCCGAGCCCAGCCUGGGGGCCGGAGCAGCCCAGGACCCUGGCGGGGUGGCGGCCCGGGCCUGUGAGCAGUACCUCAGCCAGAUCCGCAGUUGCCCCACAUUGCAGGACCGCAUGGAAAAGAUGAAGGAGAUCGUGGGCUGGAUGCCCUUGAUGGCUGCACAGAAGGAUUUCUUCUGGGAGGCCCUGGACAUGCUGCAGAGGGCUGCUGGAGGGGUUGGCCAAGGCUCCCCAACCCCUGACAGCUGACCCGCCUCUCCAGGUCUCACCCCUGGAGGGAGGGUCUGGCCCUGGGCCAGGGGCUAAGGAGAGGUGGAAUGACAGCAAUGAACUCUGUGUGUGUGCGCGUGGGGAGGGGGAUGCAGUGGGCUAGGGCCUGCUGGACAGGCCAGGGUGGGACUGUUUUGUAAAAUGUUCAGGGAGCUACCCAGGAGGGGCCCCC
This is a messenger RNA of Mesoplodon densirostris (Blainville's beaked whale), 2539 nucleotides long. It is a transcript of the gene FBXO24, whose product is annotated as F-box protein 24. The transcript is spliced from 10 exons. The coding region runs from base 463 to 2346 and encodes 627 amino acids. Gene Ontology annotation, molecular function: protein binding. NCBI's taxonomy places the organism in Eukaryota, Metazoa, Chordata, Mammalia, Artiodactyla, Ziphiidae. The record is from RefSeq and is a predicted model, not a curated record.